UACAGCGAAAACAGGCUUGAGGAGUGGAAGAUGGCACUCCACACCGCCUCAUUUUUAUAAGGGCGAAAGCGUCACUAAUAAUGAAGACGAAAAAAGGGUGUUGAAGAAUAUUGUGAAUCGCGCAUUGAAAGUAAUGAAAAUAGUACCACUGGAAGUAGCAAAACAUCCCGUGGGCCUUCGGGAAGCUGUAGUGGAUUUUGAAAAGACAAUUAGUGCAUCUGCAAAAAUUCAUCCUAAUGUUCAAAUUGUUGGAAUUUGGGGUAUGGGUGGAUCUGGAAAAACCACUUUAGCAAAAGAGUUAUAUAAUCAUAAAUAUUCAGCUGUAGAAAAAUCCAGUUUUCUUUUUGAUAUUAGAGAUGCUGCAAGCAGAAGCAAGUUACAUAGAAAACAAAUUCAACUCCUCCAAGAUUUUGGUUUUAAAUUCAAUGAUAAACCAUUUGACAAUAUAGAGCAAGGCAAAAGGAUUCUUUCUAAUCAUUUCAGAUCUCUUCGUGUACUCAUCGUUUUGGAUGAUGUAGACCAUUCAGAUCAACUGGAGGCUUUACUCCCUGCAAAAGAUAUCCUUGGGUGGGGGAGCUUGAUCAUUAUUACAACACGGGAAAAGGAAGUCCUUACACGUUCGGGUAUUUCCUCUAUUUAUAAAAUGAAAACACUUAAUUUGAUUCAUGCCAAGAAGCUUUUUUGUUGGCAUGCAUUCUUACAACCUUUUCCAAUGUUGGGAUUUGAGGAUUUGUUGAAAAAUUUGUGUGUUAGCAAUGGGUUGCCUUUAUCUUUAAAGGUACUUGGAGGUCAGCUUUAUGGUUGCUUAUGUAAAGAUUUAUGGGAGGAUGUAUUGCAUAAAAUCUCUAAAAUGCUGCCCGAUGAUAUUAUAAAUAGACUGAGAGUGAGCUAUGAUGCUUUAGAUAGAGAAGAGAAACAGAUGUUCCUAGAUGUAGCUUGUUUCUUCAUUGGCCAAGACAAGUUGACUGCCAUUGCAGUAUGGGAGGGAUCAGGCUGGAGUGGUCUAUAUGGUUGGGAAAGGCUUAUAAAUAAGUGUCUUGUUGAGUUCCACGACAACAAUGGUAUAAGGAUGCAUGACCAUCUAAGGGAUUUAGGAAGGCUGAUUGCAAAAGCUCAGUUACCCUGCUGUCUAUGGUCUCUGGAUCAAAUUGCAGGCAUUCCAAAACAAGCAGAGAUUAGAGGAAUGAUACUGAAUACAGCAACUAAUGACGGUCACAAUUUUCCUCGUUUACUGUUGAAUACAAGGAUAUUGCUUUGUGGCCUCAAAAGAAGUAGAAGACCUUUUUCUCAUGGAUUAAAAGUGCUUGUGCUAGGAGAAAACCGUGGUAACAAUUUACAUAUUGCCAAGUUAUCAAGAGAGUUGGCAUGGCUUAGCUGUACUGGAAUUGCUCAUAGAAAUCUUCCAUCAUGGAUGCCAUUUCAAAAUUUAAGAGUUUUAGAACUUUAUAACUCUCAGAUGAUAGUAGGCUUGUGGAAAGAUGAGGAUGAAGCUCCGUUGCAGUUACAAGUGUUGAUUAUUUCUGGUUGUCCCAAUUUAGCAAUAAUUCCAAAGUCUAUAGGAUUUCUCCAGAAAUUAAAAAAAAUGUCCUUGUAUUACUGUAAUGUGGAGAGUCUGCCGGAUGAAUUUUGUUGUCUUCAAAAUCUGGAGUACCUGAUGUUACAAAGCUGUAAAAUGUUAUCAUUAUUGCCCAAUUGUUUUGGCGGUUUGACAAAACUACGACAUCUAAAUCUGAGUUUCUGUGAUCAAUUGAAAUUAUUGCCAAAUUCUUUUAAGCAGCUGACGCUCCUGCAAAAUCUCAAUUUAGAGAGGUGCCAUAUGCUCUCUUUACAGUUAGAUAUCCUAGAAAACAUGAAGAAUCUCCAAUAUGUGAAUCUUGGUUGGUGCGAGCAAGUGGAAGAGUUGCCUCGUCACAUCACAAAUCAGGCCUGCUUGAGUGAGCUCUAUGCAGAGAGGACUAGGUUAAGGGAGCUGCCGAUCAACAUCGGUGAACUCAGCAAGUUGAGAGUGAUGACGAUAGGCUCAUGUCAAGGGUGUUUCCAGAUGCAAUCUUUACCAGACUCUAUAGGGAGUCUCAAUCUUUUAGAGAUAUUAGAAUUAGAGAAUUUACAAGUGGAAUCUUUACCAAAAUCAUUGAGGCAUUUGAUUAAUCUUCAAAAACUUAGAAUAACCAAUUGCCCCAUCAGUGAAUUGGAUUUUGGGUGCGGCCCAUUUACUUCUUGGUUGAGUAAUCUCAACGAAAUACAUUUGGAGAGAACAAAAGUGUCCAAGAUUUCAAUUUCUGAAGACUGUUCUUGUGGCCUUAAAACUCUCAUACUUCGGUAUAAUGAUUAUUUAGUGGAGGUAGACACUCUCCCAACAACAGUGGAGUAUAUACAUGUCGACUGGUGUAAAUUGCUGAGGAACAUAAGUGGUAUCGGUGGCAUGCUAAAGCUUCGACGGCUGAAGCUAUGGGACUGUCAAGAGUUGUACACGCUUCCAAGUUUUGAUAGAUUAGCUUCUCUAGAAGUAUUUGAACUGGCAGGCAUCCACAAGGUUGAUAACAUACAAGGUUUACAGUACUGCACAUCACUGGAGGAGCUUAAUAUAGAUUGCAAAUGUUGGGAGAUUACGGGCAUGGAACGUUGGGAGCAUAUGCAAAGAUUGAAAAGGCUGCAACUUGUAGCCAAGUUGAGAUCAGCUGUUGAGCCUUGCAUACAGAGGAUUCAGAAAUGGCCAGAAGAAACAAUAAUAUGUGCAAAGGCAGUCGCUGGUGCUGAACCACUUUUAAAUUCUUCCCGCUUUCCAAAUCUCUCUGUCCUGCAUUCGUCCAGUAAGAAGAAAAUUAGCUCUUGCCCCACACUAAGAUUGCGGGAGAAGCGUUCGUCGAAUGGCAACGCCAUGCUAUUAUGUUUGAUAAUAAAUUGCGUCUCUCCGCGUAUGCGAUUGCUUAUUGAUAGGGAUUAUAACUAUUUGUGUACUACGAAGGUGGAAGAGGGCAAAUGGUUAUUGUUAAGCAUCUUUACCCAACAUUCUAGAUGCCUUACUGCACAGAAAUUUUACAUACAAGAGGAAAUUACAGAAUCAAACUCCUACGAAGACAAUAAUGAAGUGGAAAAAGGAUUGGUUCUGUGGGGCAAAGAAGAGAGCGUGGUCGAAAGUUUCCACCACUUAUUGGCACUUCUAGCAAGUUAAUUAUGCAUUGUAUUGUUCCAUUCUCUGUCUAUUAAAUUGAAGGGCGGUU
This is a messenger RNA of Cryptomeria japonica (Japanese cedar), 3221 nucleotides long. Its product is annotated as disease resistance protein Roq1. NCBI's taxonomy places the organism in Eukaryota, Viridiplantae, Streptophyta, Pinopsida, Cupressales, Cupressaceae. The record is from RefSeq and is a predicted model, not a curated record. The transcript is spliced from 5 exons. Bases 134 to 3172 code for a protein of 1012 amino acids. Gene Ontology annotation, biological process: defense response. Gene Ontology annotation, molecular function: ADP binding; protein binding.